This is a messenger RNA of Glycine soja, 1429 nucleotides long. Its product is annotated as bidirectional sugar transporter SWEET1-like. The transcript has 6 exons. Gene Ontology annotation, molecular function: sugar transmembrane transporter activity. The record is from RefSeq and is a predicted model, not a curated record. The coding region runs from base 413 to 1159 and encodes 248 amino acids. Gene Ontology annotation, cellular component: membrane. NCBI's taxonomy places the organism in Eukaryota, Viridiplantae, Streptophyta, Magnoliopsida, Fabales, Fabaceae. Gene Ontology annotation, biological process: carbohydrate transport.
ACCUUAUCCCCCUAUAGAGCAGGUUGGCCUUCAACCCAGAAUGCUACAUUAGCAUCUGCAUGCAUUCAAAUGGUUUUGGUGCAAUUAAUAUAUAAAGACACACACUCUCGAUGAAGCCAAAAAAACGGUUCCAUCGAAUCCCCGAGGAUAAGAUCAAACACUAAAAUUUGUUCUUUAUAAUAAUUUUACUGCCCCAAAGAAGUUACCUUUCAACUUCAAUUCUUUCCCUUUCCGUAUAUAUAAUCCUCUCAUAACCUCUUCAAACUACCACCCCCCUCAUUGCAGCAGUUUUUGAGUUUCCUUACAUUCUUAAAGAAACCACUCGUUGUUCUUUAGGAUAUUUCUCUUUUCAUUUUCCUCUUUUCUUCAAAUCCCAAAGGAUAUUUGUCUCUAAUAUCCAACCUUCAAGAUCAUGGAUGUUGCGCAUUUCAUUUUCGGGAUAUUUGGGAAUGCUUCUGGUUUGUUCCUCUUCUUGGCCCCAAUAGUGACAUUCUGGAGGAUCGUUUCGAACAAAUCCACAGAGAAGUUCUCGGGGGUUCCUUACCCUAUGACACUUCUCAAUUGUCUCCUUUCUGCUUGGUAUGGUUUGCCAUUUGUGUCCCCAAACAACUUACUUGUGACAAUUAUCAAUGGCACAGGAGCAGGAAUUGAAAUCAUAUACGUCUUUAUAUUCAUCUACUUCGCACCAAAGAAAGAGAAGACCAAGAUUAUUGGCCUUUUCUCCUUCGUGGUGGCAGUGUUCUCUGUUGUUGUUCUGGUGUCACUGUUUGCUCUGCAGGGCAAUGCCCGAAAGCUCUUCUGUGGCUUCGCUGCUGCCAUAUUUUCCAUCGUCAUGUAUGGUUCACCCCUCUCAAUUAUGAGGCUAGUGAUAAAAACCAAGAGCGUGGAGUUCAUGCCCUUCUUCCUCUCACUCUUUGUGUUCCUCUGUGGCACAUCUUGGUUCAUCUACGGGCUACUAGGCCGUGACCCAUUUGUGGCUGUACCUAAUGGCGUUGGUUCUGCGUUGGGGACAGCACAACUAAUAUUGUAUUUUAUCUACCGUGACAACAAAAGUGAUCCAAAGAAGAUUCCAAGAACAGAAGAAGAAGCUAUGGAAAUGGGCACCGCUAAUAAAAAUCCCAUAUCCAACUCGAAUGGAAUACAAGAGGGACGCGUCUAGGGACGCGUGUUAGCAUUAAAAAGAACAUGCCGUUAUCUUUGUCUCUGUCUCUUUCUAAGCAUUAAGAGCACAUCUUUAAUUUGGACUAUGCUUACAUCUUUGUUGUUGUUUUUUUUUUUUCUUUUUUCUUUUUAAAAAAUCUGUUGUUGUUGCUAUCAUCUUUGUGACUCUGUUUCCUCCACGAUUUGUAGUUUUUGUUUUUUUUUUCUUUUAGUUAUGAUAGUUGUACUAUAAGUUUUGCCAUAUUGAAACGAGUUUGUGUUGUGUGAA